Molecule: messenger RNA, 2220 nt
Organism: Sporothrix schenckii 1099-18
Lineage: Eukaryota; Fungi; Ascomycota; Sordariomycetes; Ophiostomatales; Ophiostomataceae
Product: allophanate hydrolase
Exons: 1
Coding region: 1-2220 (739 amino acids)
Molecular function (GO): catalytic activity
Source: RefSeq, a predicted model, not a curated record
AUGGAUGAGCUCACAUUUGCCACCGCCCGGCCAUACGCCUUCUCUUUCGUACGUGCUCACACUGCCCUCGUCCUCAUCGACCUCCAACGCGACUUUGUCGAUCCAGGCGGCUUCGGCGCCAUCCAGUGCGGCUCUUCGGAAAUCUUUGCGGGCGUCCGUAAGGUCGUCCCCGCCACCUUGCCCGUACUCGCUGCUGCGCGAAAACUGGGCCUGCACAUUGUCCACACCCGCGAGGGUCACCGCCCAGACCUGGCUGACCUGAGCGCCGCCAAGCGCAACCGCCAGCUUGAUGCACCUGGCACACAACACACGGCGGGCAUCGGUGACAAGGGUCCCAUGGGCCGUCUGCUGGUACGCGGCGAGCACGGCCACGACUUUGUGGACGAGCUGCGGCCGCGGCCUGACGAGAUUGUAGUGGACAAACCGGGCAAAGGCGCCUUUUGGGCAACGAGCAUGCACCGACAGCUGAUGGCGCGUGGUGUGACGCAUUUGCUGUUUUGUGGAGUGACGACCGAAUGCUGCGUGGCGUCGACAGCGCGUGAGGCUAGCGACCGCGGGUUCCAGUGCUGUAUCCUGGAGGAUUGCACAGGCGGGUUUGAGGCGUCCUUUGCGACAGCGUCGGUGGACAUGUACGUGUCGUUUGGGGGCCUGUUUGGGUUUGCCGCGCCCAGUACGGAGCUGGUGGUAUAUGCCAAGGCAGAAACAGGCAAAACCGAGUCGCUAUCUACGCCGCAGGUGCCGUGGGACGGCAAGUCCCUCGACCUGACGACGUUGCAGGCGUACUACAAGCGGAGCGCACUGUCGCCGAUUGAAAUAGUCAAUGCUGUGUACGACCACAUCGAAGCUUACGAGAAGGAAAACCCGCACGUCUGGAUCUUGCUGCGGCCGCGGGGGGACGUUAUUGAAGAUGCUCAGGCCCUGCAAGACAAGUACGCCGCGAUCGGCCGUGACAGCCUGCCACCACUCUACGGCGUGCCGUUUGCCGUCAAGGAUAGUUUCGACAUCAAAGGAAUGAACACCACGGCCGCUUGCCCCGACUUUGCUUAUCUGGCGACGGAAACUGCGCCCACUGUCACGUCUAUCCUCGAUGCCGGCGCUCUGCUCAUCGGGAAGACCAAUAUGGACCAGCUAGCGACAGGAUUGAGCGGGUGCCGGUCGCCGUACGGCGUGUCAUCGAGUGUCUUUAGUCCAGCAGAUAUGAAGUACUGUUCAGGCGGUUCUUCGUCCGGGUCGGCCGUGGCCGUCGGUGCACACCUCGUCACAUUCUCGCUGGCCACUGACACUGCGGGUAGUGGUCGCGUACCCGCGAGCUUCAACGGUAUUGUCGGCUACAAGCCUACGAAAGGCACACUGUCGUACCGCGGCAUCGUGCCCUGCUGCCGCAGCAUUGACACGGCGACCAUCUUGGCGCAGUCCGUCGCGGACGCCCGCCGCAUCUGGCACAUCGUCGACCAAUACGACGAUCAGGACAUCUUUGCCAAGGACCCACAAUCGCUGCCGCUGACUCUGGCCGACUACCGCGGUAUACAGAAGGCUGGGUUCACGUGUGCUGUGCCACCCAACUCCGCACUGGCGGUCGCAUCGUGCUCACCAGCGUACCAGGCGGCCUUUACGGCAGCGCUGCAGGUCGUCAGGCGCAUCGGCGGCAGACUGCGCACGCUGAGUGACACCGCGUACCAGCCAUUUAUGACCGCCACGGACCUGCUGUACAACGGCACGCUGGUCAACGAGCGCAUCGCCUGCAUGGGCGUCGAUUUUGUGCGCGAUCACAUUACGAAUUUUCAUCCGACGACCAAGACGCUCUUUGAGCAGGUACUCGAGCGCGACUCGAAACCCUGGGAUGUCUACGGGGACCAACUGGUGCAAGCCACGGCGACACAACAAGCGGGGCGGCUUCUGUCAGGCGGCCAGGGUAGCCUGGGUGGUGUGGGUGCGGGCAGCGGCGGUGAGAGCAGUGUGGUGGACGUCCUCGUCGUGCCUACGGCACCCUUCCACCCGACUAUUGCCGAGAUGCAGGCAGACCCGAUCGCGCUCAACGCCAAGCUGGGCGUGUUUACGCACUUUGGCAAUGUGCUUGACCUGUGUGCCAUGAGCGUUAACGCAGGCUUUGUCGAGGACGGGAUGCCGUUCGGUGUGUGCUUUGUGUGUGCCAGGGGUAUGGAUGGACGGUUGUUUGACAUUGCCUCCGAGUUUGAGCGGGCCGUGGCCGCCACAAAGUAA